Erigeron canadensis is the source of this 884-nucleotide messenger RNA. RefSeq names its product DNA replication complex GINS protein PSF3-like. Gene Ontology annotation, cellular component: GINS complex. The record is from RefSeq and is a predicted model, not a curated record. The transcript has 6 exons. Bases 19 to 591 code for a protein of 190 amino acids. Gene Ontology annotation, biological process: mitotic DNA replication initiation. Lineage: Eukaryota; Viridiplantae; Streptophyta; Magnoliopsida; Asterales; Asteraceae.
AGUUUUAUUUCUUAGAUUAUGGCCCAAUAUUAUGAUCUUGAUGACAUCUUAGCUGAUGAAGAGCUUGUGCCCGUGGUUUUUCUCGAAGCAGUUAACGGAGUUGGUUUGGUUGAAUCCAAUGAAACAACCAGGGUUGAACCCAAGUCGAAGGCGGAAUUGCCAUUUUGGCUUGCAAAAGAAUUGCAUUUGAGACAGGUGGCGUCUGUCAGCGUUCUUCCGUGUUAUAAUAACAGAACUCGGGAAGAAAUUGGAGCUGAUGGUGCACACGUGGACUUGAGAUCUCAAUGCUCAUAUUUUUAUGAAUUAGGAUGCAAAAUAGUGCAGUUGAUUGGUGACAAGACCAUUGGAUCUUUACUCUUGGUUGCUUUCCAGACAAGGUAUAAGGAGGUCUUGAUCAAGGCACAUACUGCAGCAUCCGUGUUGACCCCAAAAUAUUUAUCACUAUUGACAAAAGAAGAAACAAAAUUGUAUGAUGCUGCCAAGUCAUCAGCUAUAGCGUUUAAGACUUGGCGAAUGGGAGGGCCAAGAUUACAAAAAGCUUCAGUUCUUGGUAGAAAGAGGAAACCGCUUUGGGGAGUAGGUUCUCAUUAGGUGAACCAAGGGCAGCCAACUUGGGGUUGCUCGUUUGUUGUAGAUGCUUAGUGUUGGACUGUUGGUUAUUAAAGUUCCAUUCUUCUAAAAUGACAAUGAGCUUACUUACAGAACUACAAAAUGAAUCGUCUUAUCAAAUAGUUUCACUGACCCCAUACCCCACAGGAUUGGGCAUCGUUGUUGUAACUUUGUUCGGUUAUUACUAAGAUGCCAAGCAAAUGAACUUGCUGUUUGGUGUCUACUACAUUAAUGACUGUUUUGAGUCUGCUUAUAAAGGGCAAAAUUUGUCUAAA